This is a messenger RNA of Schizophyllum commune H4-8, 426 nucleotides long. RefSeq lists its product as uncharacterized. The record is from RefSeq and is a predicted model, not a curated record. The transcript has a single exon. The annotation marks the transcript as partial. Lineage: Eukaryota; Fungi; Basidiomycota; Agaricomycetes; Agaricales; Schizophyllaceae.
CAGGAUAUUCAGGUCGGGUGUGCACACAUCUUGCUUCGGCUUUUAGAAACGAUAAGAGAGGACGCGUUCCUCGGUCAUCGGCGACAUGUAGACCUUAGAGGGACCUUUGGAUGUGCAUCUAGGACAUGUCUGGAACCAUCGUGGGUGCUGAGGGUGAUGGGGGAUAGGUGCCAUAGGCUGAGAUCGCGUCGUGAAGUGGGGUGCGUGUCGUUGAGGAAGUUCUCGAGGAUCGCAUUGUGCUGUCUGCUCCUUUCGCUGGAUAUUAAAGGGGGAUCACUCGACGACGGGGUGGCCGUUGUCGGAAGUGCGGGGGGCGGCGGCGAUGGACGCAGAACGCAGAAAGCGCGGCGGAGGAAGCGCGGUCGGCCAUUGCCGAAUAUCGGCGGCGCGGGGCGGAAGCCGGUAAGCGCCCGGCGCUUACCUUGA